Messenger RNA from Stomoxys calcitrans (stable fly), 1056 nucleotides. It is a transcript of the gene nero, whose product is annotated as deoxyhypusine hydroxylase. The record is from RefSeq and is a predicted model, not a curated record. Gene Ontology annotation, molecular function: deoxyhypusine monooxygenase activity. The coding region runs from base 36 to 980 and encodes 314 amino acids. The transcript has 2 exons. NCBI's taxonomy places the organism in Eukaryota, Metazoa, Arthropoda, Insecta, Diptera, Muscidae. Gene Ontology annotation, biological process: peptidyl-hypusine biosynthetic process.
UCUUUAAUUUUCUUAACGCCGUUACAUUUGCCUGUAUGGCUUUGUUCUUUUCUCACGUGUUGGCGGCUUCGAAGCACGCGAUGGUAACUGAAGAGCAAAUUAAAAAGAUCGGAUCAGUGCUGAAUAACAAGGAGCGUCCGCUGAAAGAACGAUUCCGUGCUUUAUUUACACUGAAAAAUCUGGGAGGUGAGGAUGCAAUUGGGGAGAUAAGUCGUGCAUUCGCCGAUGAUUCAGCGCUGUUAAAACAUGAAUUGGCCUAUUGCCUGGGGCAAAUGCAAGAUAAAAAAGCAUUGGACAUCCUAACAAAAGUUCUAGAAGAUACUGCACAAGAACCCAUGGUGCGUCAUGAAGCUGCUGAAGCGAUGGGUGCCAUAGGGGAUGCGAGCAUCAUACCGAUUUUGGAAAAGUAUAAAAAUGAUCCAGUGGUUGAAGUGUCGGAGACGUGUUCAAUUGCACUCGAUCGCGUUAAAUGGAUUCAGAGUGGCCAAAGUGUGGACGAUACAAAUCCCUAUGCAUCAGUGGAUCCCUCACCGCCAGCGGAAAACAAAUCAGUCGUAGAAUUGAAAGCUAUUUACUUGGACCCAAAACAAAGUUUAUUUGAUCGCUACCGAGCCAUGUUUAGUUUGCGAAAUCUAAGAACGGAAGAAGCCGUUCUGGCCAUUACCGAAGGUUUAAAGGAUUCCUCGGCCUUGUUUCGUCAUGAGGUAGCCUUUGUUUUAGGUCAAUUACAAGCACCAUGCAGCAUACCUUUCUUGAAAGAGAACUUAGAAGAUAGACUGGAAAACGAAAUGGUACGUCAUGAGUGUGCUGAAGCGUUAGGAGCCAUUGCCACCGACGAGUGCAUCGAUAUCUUAAGCCGCUAUGCUGAAGAUGAAAAGCGCGUUGUCAAGGAAUCCUGUGUUAUUGCUCUGGAUAUGUGUGAGUACGAGAACAGCCCAGAGUUCCAGUAUGCUGAUGGCUUAUUAAAUUUGAAAAAAUAAAUAAAUAAUAACCACGAUGUUUUUUUUAGUAAUUUUUAAAAAUACAUACUAUACUUUAGUAUUAUUUAACAAUUAA